This is a messenger RNA of Strongylocentrotus purpuratus (purple sea urchin), 1900 nucleotides long. Its product is annotated as UPF0394 inner membrane protein YeeE. The coding region runs from base 204 to 1829 and encodes 541 amino acids. The transcript is spliced from 10 exons. Lineage: Eukaryota; Metazoa; Echinodermata; Echinoidea; Camarodonta; Strongylocentrotidae. The record is from RefSeq and is a predicted model, not a curated record. Gene Ontology annotation, cellular component: plasma membrane.
UGGAAUGGUGCGGAAUGGUGUGGAACUUAUGCCAAUCUCAAUUUUGGUCUUUAUUCUAAACCAGAAGAUUGAUAUCGCAAGAUGUUGAAGGAAUAUUAUCAAUAGUGUAUAAACUGCUUUAUACUGAGCCACUCCUAGGAUAAACCCAAAGUCCGGAACGGGGACUUAUCUCUGGCAUAUAAAAGGAACUGUCACGGGUCAACAUGACUACAGUGCACCAGGUAUUGCUACCAGGGGAGGCAGAUGGCGGGGAUUCACCACGUCUCUCGAUAACAGACGACACUUAUCACCUCUUAGCGAACACUAGCAGACGACAUACUCUAGUGGGUGCAAACAACGAAUCCGCUAUGCCGCGUACGGAGAACAUCGAGGAGCGGUGCGUUGUUACGAACGAAAUAAACACGCAGAAAUCUGAGGAAAGUUCACCGCGGGAACAGACGGCAGAAACAUCGUCGCAGCAAGCUCAAUCUUCGCCAGACGGUAUAAUAGGCACCGAUAGGAACGCGAACAUGCACCGGACGACCACGGCAGGAACGAAGACGAGGAUCCCGUCGGAAACGGGUUCCGAGUCAUUCCACAACAGCCGGCAUAAUGGAAUCAGACUUGAUAUAAAAUCGAACUGCGACGAAAAGCCGAUUUUAGCCGAAGCGGAUUAUAAGGAUUCAAAGACAAGAAAGAAUUCGCCCUUGAUUGGGAGUAACAUUGCAAGGACCGUUGGUAAGCUGGCAGCCUGUUUUCUGUGUGGAAUAAUCUUCGGAAUAGCAGCAGAAAAGGGAAGAGUUUUCGAGACGGCCACCAUCAGGGGGCAAUUCAUCUAUCAGCGAUGGAUCAUGAUGAAGAUGUUUCUCUCCGCUGCCGCCACCAGCUGCUUCUGUCUCGCUCUCCUCUCCGUCAUCCCCCUCACAAAGAACGUCUUCGAGUCCUCGAGAACGGCCUAUGUCGCCGGCCUCACACAUAAGGGCAUCAUUUCCGUCACCAUCGGCGGGGCCAUCCUCGGGGCAGCAAUGGUGCUCUCCGGGUCGUGCCCAGGAAUGGUGUUGGUUCAGAUCGGAGCAUGGCUGUCGAAUGGAGGAGGAGCGAUGACGUUCUUUGGAUGCAUGGUCGGGGUGUACCUGUACGCUCUGGUUGAACCCUGGACAAGGAAGAUGAUGUCGCCCACGAAGCCCUAUGACAAGUACUUAGCAGACAGCUACACCGAAAAGUGGAAGGUGCCGUUUUUUGCUAUCGCUCUUGCCGCUGGGGUCUUGAUGGGUCUGGCAGUUGUAACCAUCGAGAUACUAGUACCAUGGACAACAGAUCUUUUAAAUCCAAACGUAGAAGGUUCGUGGUUUUUUGAGACGCUGGCCUGGCCCCCAUAUGUUUCCGGGGUGAUGAUUGGUUGCCUUCAGAUUCCAUUGGUAUUAAUAGUGAGUGAUACCAUAGGAGGUAGCAGUAGUUUCUGUACGCUAGGUGCCCAGGCCCUCGUCACCGAACGCAUGGAAUCGUGGUCACCAUACCUGGCUAAAUUCAAGAGGGGGGCUGAAAAUUGGUGGCAGGUGUUUUAUGUGAUAGGGGCUAUCGCUGGUGCUUGCAUCUCCGCUGCAGCUUCAGGCAGCCUAGGCAGCACGCCUGGUGUUAGUCUCAUGUCAUCGUUUCUUGGCGGAGUACUGCUCAUCUUCGGCUCCAGGCUUGCAGGGGGAUGUACCAGCGGACACGGGCUCUCAGGCAUGGGUGUUCUCUCCGUGCUGUCUUUCGUCACGGUCGCCGCCAUGUUUGCUGGGGGUACCGCCUUUGGUUUCAUAUUCUGGGCAGUCAGCAACGCUAGCAAGUGGGAUUACUACACCUUCUAAAGCCAUACGAAGUGUCUCCAUUUGUUUCACCUGAUAUGCCGCCAUUCUAGUCUGCCUAUAAAAAAAAAAAA